CAUUCUGGACGCUCCGUCGCAGCGAGGAGGCUUUCGUUCCUCCGUUUCUCCCAAUGCAUCUAUAUUUUCAAACCUGUAUACCGUCUGGGCGCAUUUUUAACCCAGAGUAGAAGAGAAAAGGUGACAGAAUUGGAUUCGCUUUCGUCUCACUUUAUUUGGUAUCAGUCUACUAUGGAUGAGGAGAGAGAGGAGGGGGGUUCAGGAGAGGAGCAGGAGAGAGCCGACUCCCCUGGACCCAGCUGUGUCUCCAUGAAGAGUGGCUGGUCUAUGGAUAUACCUCUUAACUUUAAAGAUGGAAAUCAGUCUAUUGAGAAGAGAAGAGUCCAGCAGCAGAGAGCAGACUCCCCUGGACCCAGCUGUGUCUCUUUGAAGAGUGGCUGGUCUAUGGAUAUACCUCUUAACUUUAAAGAUGGAAAUCAGUCUAUUGAGAAGAGAAGAGUCCAGCAGCAGAGAGCAGACUCCCCUGGACCCAGCUGUGUCUCCAUGGAGAGUGACUGGUCUAUGGAUAUACCUCUUAACUUUAAAGAUGGACGCCCAUCCAGAGAGGAGAGACACCAGAAGAGGUCAAAGGUUACCAGUGCUCAGUAUCUACAGCAGCAUCAAAUAGAGCUGAUCAAGAGGGCUGAGGAGAACGCACACGCUUUUCUUGACAAAGAGCUGAAGAAGCUCUGGAGGGAGCUCUUCUCAGAUUACCCACAAUGCUCAGAGAGUCAGAGGGAGGAGGUGGAGGAGGAGGUGAAUGGUCAGAAGGAGGAGCAGAGGAGGCGCGCCACAGAGGGAGUGGUGGACAUCACAAAGCUCUGCCUGAUGGAGAUGAACCAGGAGGAACUGGCCGACAAACUGUGGGGCCUAUCUGAUGCUGUCGAUAGCAAACAAAAAAUCAAGUCUCAUUUGAGGAAGAAGUUCAGGUGUGUGUUUGAGGGAAUCGCUAAAGCAGGACAGCAAACCGAUUUGAAUGACUUCUACACAGAGCUCUUCAUCACAGAGAGAGGCAGUGGAGAGGUCAACAAGGAACAUGAGGUCAGACUGAUUGAAACAUCCUCCAGGAAACCAGCCAAGGAGGAAACACCAAUCAGAUGUGAGGACAUCUUUAAACCCUUACCUGGAGAAGAUAAACCAAUCAGGACAAUAAUGACAACUGGAGUGGCCGGCAUUGGUAAAACUGUCUUAACACACAAGUUCACCCUGGACUGGGCUGAAGGCAAAACCAACCAGGACAUACACUUCACAUUUCUCCUCACUUUCAGAGAGCUGAAUUUACUGAAAGAGAGAGAGUUUAGCUUGGUGGAACUGCUUCAUCACUUCUUCAUCGAGACCAAAGAAGCAGGAAUCUGCAGAUUCCAACGGUUCCAAGUUGUCUUCAUCUUGGAUGGUCUGGAUGAGUGUCGACUUCCUCUGGACUUCCAGAACAACCCGAUCUGGACUGAUGUCACAAAGUCCACCUCGGUAGACGUGCUGCUGACAAACCUCAUCAGGGGCGACCUGCUCCCCUCCGCUCGCAUCUGGAUAACCACACGCCCUGCGGCAGCCAACCAGAUCCCUGCUGAGUGUGUUGACAAGGUGACAGAGGUGAGAGGGUUCACCGACCCACAGAAGGAGGACUACUUCAGGAAGAGAUUCAGAGAGGAGUCGCUGGCCAGAACAAUCAUCUCCCACGUCAAGAAAUCACGAAGCCUCCACAUCAUGUGUCACAUCCCAGUCUUCUGUUGGAUCACUGCUACAGUUCUGGAGGACUGCUUCAAAACAUACCAGAUAGGAGAAGAGAUGCCCAAGACCGUGACUCAGAUGUACAGCCACUUCCUGAGGGUUCAGUCCAUGCAGGCGGACAGGAAGUACCUUGGGAGAUCUGAAACAGAUCCACACUGGAGUUCAGAGAGCAGGGAGAUAAUUUUUUCUCUGGGAAAACUGGCUUUUAACCAGCUGGAGAAAGGCAACCUGAUCUUCUACGAGGCAGACCUGGCAGAGUGUGACAUCGAUAUCAGAGCAGCCUCAGUGUACUCAGGAGUGUUCACCCAGAUCUUUAAAGAGGAGUGUGGGCUGUACCAGGACAAGGUGUUCUGCUUUGUCCAUUUGAGCAUCCAGGAGUUUCUGGCUGCCCUUUAUGUCUUCUGGUCCUUUAUCAACACUGGGGUCAAUCUGCUCACAGAAGAACAGCCAACCUCCGGUGAAGAUAAACUCAACCUCUUCUACCAGAGUGCUGUGGACAAGGCCUUACAGAGUGAGAAGGGACACCUGGACUUGUUUCUCCGCUUCCUACUGGGCCUCUCUCUGGAGACCAAUCAGAUUGUCCUACGAUGUCUGUUGGGACAGAAAGCGAGUAGAUCACUAAUCACUCAGAUUAAAGAAUAUCUGUUGGGACAGACGGAAGGGGGCAAGAAGAAAACAGUGUCUUACAUCAAGAAGAAGAUUGCUGGAGAUCUCUCUCCAGAGAGAAGCAUCAAUCUGUUCCACUGUCUGAAUGAGCUGAAUGACCGUUCUCUAGUAGAGGAGAUCCAACAGUCCCUGACAUCAGGAAGUCUCUUCGAAACACAUGUCUCUCCUGCUCAGUGGUCAGCUCUGGCCUUCAUCUUACUGUCAUCAGAAGAGGAGCUGGACGUGUUUGACCUGAAGGAAUACUCAGCUUCAGAGGAGGGUCUUCUGAGGCUGCUGCCAGUGAUCAAAGCCUCCAAAAGAUCUCUGCUGAAUGGCUGUCAUCUGUCAGAGAGAGGCUGUGAAGCUCUGGCCUCAGUUCUCAGCUCCAACUCCUCUAGUCUGAGAGAGCUGGACCUGGGAACCAACGCUCUACAGGACUCAGGAGUGAAGCUGCUCUCUGCUGGACUGGGGAGUCCACACUGUACACUGGAAACUCUCAGGCUUAAUGGCUGUCAUCUGUCAGAGACAUGCUGUGAAGCUCUGGCCUCAGUUCUCAGCUCCAACUCCUCUAGUCUGAGAGAGCUGGAUCUGAGUACCAACGAUCUGCAGGAUUCAGGAGUGAAGCUGCUCUCUGCUGGACUGGGGAGUCCACACUGUACACUGGAAACGCUCAGGCUGAAUUGCUGUCAUCUGUCAAAGAGAUGCUGUAGAGCUCUGGCCUCAGUUCUCAGCUCGGACUCCUCUAGUCUGAGAGAGCUGGACCUGAGCACCAAUGAUCUGCAGGAUUCAGGAGUCAAGCUGCUCUCUGCUGGACUGGGGAGUCCACACUGUACACUGGAAACGCUCAGAUUGUCUGGCUGCCUGGUCACAAAGGAAGGCUGUGCUUCUCUGGUCUCAGCUCUGAGCUCCAACCCCUCCCAUCUGAGUGAGCUGGACCUGAGCUACAAUCACCCAGGAGACUCUGGAGCUGCGCUGCUCUCUGCUAGACUGGAGGAUCCACGCUGGAGACUGGACACUCUCAGUCUGGAGCACAGUGGAGUGUGGAGGCUGCGACGAGCUCUAAAGAAGUAUGCCUGUGAACUCACACUGGACCCCAACACGGCCUACAGAGAACUCUCUCUGUGUGAGGACAACAGGGAGGUGACGCUGGUUGGAGAGGACCAGUCGUAUCCGGAUCACCCAGAGAGAUUUGACUCCCGGCUCCAGGUGUUGGGUAGAGAGGCUCUGACUGGCCGCUGUUACUGGGAGGUAGAGUGGGAAGGAUGGGUUGAGAUAGGAGUGACAUACAGAGGAAUCACAAGGAGAGGAAAGGGUGAUGACAGCGAGCUUGGAAAGAACAACAUGUCAUGGAGUCUUUAUUGUUGUGAUGGUUGUGAUGAUGAGGAAGAUGGUGGUGAUGGGGAUGAUGAUGAUCAUUACUCUGCCUGCUACAACGGUAGUGAAACACCCAUACCUCUCCGCCCUGCUGGCUCUAACAGAGUAGGAGUGUAUCUGGACCGGCCUGCUGGCUCUCUGUCCUUCUACAGAGUGUCCCCAGGUGGAGGAGGGUCCUCAGACACACUGACACACCUCCACACCUUCUGGUCCUCCUUCACCCAGGAGGACCUCCUCCCUGCGUUUGGGUUCUGGGGGCUUGGGGGGUGUUCCUCAGUGUCUCUGUGUAAGUUAUAGUCUCUCUCUCUCUCUGUCUCUCUGUCUCUCUGUCUCUGUCUCUGUCUCUGUCUCUCUGUAUGUUAGGGAUGAAAAAAAUAAAUAAAAAGAGUGUGUGUUAAUGCAUAACUUUGUAUUAAUCGCGUUAAAAUGAAUUUGCAUUAACGCGUAA
Messenger RNA from Gadus macrocephalus (Pacific cod), 4174 nucleotides. RefSeq names its product NACHT, LRR and PYD domains-containing protein 12-like. The record is from RefSeq and is a predicted model, not a curated record. Gene Ontology annotation, molecular function: protein binding. The transcript has 14 exons. NCBI's taxonomy places the organism in Eukaryota, Metazoa, Chordata, Actinopteri, Gadiformes, Gadidae. Bases 172 to 4023 code for a protein of 1283 amino acids.